AUGUCGCGAGAGAAUGGGACUGCCAAGUUUGGCAAGGUCUUCGGAUGCAAGGGUAAUUUGUUUCGUACUGGUUUUGGCGCUAUUUUGAAGUUGUGUUCAAAUGGUUACAUUUUUUUUUAUUUUUUUUGAGCGGGUUAAUUUUUUUUUAUUUUUUUUUAAAUGGUUUGAAAAAAAAAUAGUUUUAAAAAUGGUUUUUACUUUACAUGAAACUGUCCGUGCCCUUAUUUUACAAAAAAAAAUCAUAAAAAUGUUUUUUGGAAAAUUUAAGUCGAAUUUUUUCAAAAGAAAUUUUUUUUUAUAACAAUUUUAAAAAUUGUUUAAACAUGUUAGAAGUACUGUUGCUAAUAUUAAAGUAUCAAGAAAUUUCGUAUUUUACAAAAAAAAUCAUAAAAAAUAUUUUUGAUAAUUUUAUUCAACAGGGGGACCAAGUUAAAUCUUUUUCAAAAAAAAAAUUUUUUUCUUAAAAGUUUUAAAAAUUGUUCAAACACGUUAAAAGUACUGUUGCUAAUACACGAGGACUAAUAUGUUUCGUAUUUUACAAACAAAAUCAUAAAAAAAUUUUUCGGAUAAUUUAAUUCAACAGGGGGGACCAAAUCAAAUUUUUUCAAAAAAAAUUUUUUUUUCAUAACAAUUUUAAAAAUUGUUUAAAUACUUUUUAAAAUGUGUUGCUAAAAUCAAAAUCUUGUCUUACCCGUAUUUUACAAAAUCUUAAAAAUAAUUUUCAAAUUUUUUAAAAUUUUCUAUUUUUAGUACCAAUAUCUACUAUAAUAAAAUUCUUAUUGUUAAACUUUUUAUUAGCUAAAAUAAGUACCGGAAGUAAUUUAUCUUAUAAUAACGGGUAAUAAAAAGGUAAAUAAGUUUGUAGCCUACACUUUUUCGUUCAUAUUUUAAUGAAAAAUUGGCAAAAAUGGUCCCAAAGGGCUUAAAAAUGGGCUGAAGAUAACCCUUCUUUAGUGCUAAAAAGGUUUUAUUCAUAGUUUUAUUAUAAAUAUUACCUAAAAUCUAAACUUUUUUGCUGGUUUACGUUUUUUGAAAGAUUUUUUUUUAUUUUGUUUAUAAUAAAAGGCUCAAAAUCUAUCCGAAAUGGUCAAAAGAUCUGCUAAAAGACGAAACAGUAUGUUAACCACAAUUUUUUUAAAAAAAUUUAAAAAAAGUUAAAAUUUUAAAAACAAAAACGAUAUUUUAGGUAACAAAUGAUAUGUUAUAAAUAUAUAAAUACUAAUUUCUUUUUUUUUUAGAUUUGAUGAACGAUUGGGAGAUUGGGGGCACUCAAAACGCAUGGGUAUGCCCAUCAGACCGACACCUUCAGCUCCGAGCUCAGUAAGUCAAUAAUCUUGUUUUUUUUUGGGAUUUUAGGUAACAUAUUAAACUGUAUUUGGUUUUUUUGACAUUAUUUUAGUUUUUUGCUCAGUUUUUGAAAACUGCACCCUGCAAAAAAAUUAAAUUUUGUCAUUGCACUGUGCGAAUCAAAAAAGAUUGUAUUCUUUAGUUUUUUUUAAAUUUUAGGUAACAUACAAGGGCCAAAACUUAAUUUUUAGACUUUUUUUUAAAAUUUUGUUUAGUUUUUAAAACCGCAUCGUGAAAAAAAAUGUAAAUUUUGUCAUUGCACUGUGCAAAAUUGAAAAAUAAAAUUAAAAAAUUUUUUUUUCAGAAUUUUAGGUUGCAUGCGGAAUCAUAUCUUACUUUUUUGAUAUUUUUUUUUAAAUUUUUUUUUUAAAUUUGAGUUUUCUUUUAAACAUUUCUUUCACUUUGCCUCGUGCAAAAGAAAAAAAAACAUAAAAUUUCAAAAAAUUUUAAAUUUUUAAAAUUUUUAGAUUAAAAAGUGGCUGGAGUGUACGAACAGCUACAGCCAGGUCGCCGACUACGACCAAAGCGACGGCCAUGAAUGGGAUUAGCGACGCCGAGCAAGAACAGAUCAGGAAAGUGUUGGCAAGAGCUGAAGCUGGGAAACAACAAGAAAAGGAGAGAAUUGGGUAGGUUACUAUGUAAAAUACGGGUAUUGUGUGCUAUUUUAUAGUUUUUGAUACUGACAUGAGCUAAGGGUACGAGAAAGGUAUUUUUGGUUAGUUGGGGGGGAAGGAUCGCAUAGGGUUGAGUUUCAGACAAAUUUUUGCCAUUUUAAGUUUUGUAAAGAAAGUUCUUGCCAUUUUAACUUUUGUAAAGAAAGUUUUUGCCAUUUCAGUUUUGUGCAGAAAGUUCUUGCUAUUCUUCCAUAAAAAGCAAAGUUUUGAAGCUUGCAGCCUGCGGGUGACGAGUUACACGAUAAAUGCCAUUUUGUAACUUUUAAAGAAAGUUCUUGCCAUUUCAUGUUUUGUAAAGAAAGUUUUUGCCAAUUGACGUUUUGUAAAGAAAGUUCAUGCCAUUUUAUGUUUUGUAAACAAAGUUCUUGCCAUUUUAUCUAUUGUAAAUAAAAUUUUUGCAAUUUUUAACAAAAGACCAACCACCACUGUAUGUUACCUCACAACUUGUGACAAAACCAACCCUAACUUUGCUGAAACACCCCAGCUAUCACGUCGAAUUAACCGUGAAACAGUUGAAGCCGCAAGAGCAGUUUGGCCACUAAUUAAUAGAUUUUUUUAAAAUUUCCGAAAAUUUUGUCCAAAUCAAUUAAACGAUUAGAUUUGGCAAAGUUUUGAAAUCCUUUUUCCUCAAUUCAAUUAGGCCUAAAACGAUUGGCGGCCCUUGCUUCUGGGGCUGCUUUUGGUAUUCGAAUAACGGCAAUUACUUUUUUUGUUAAGGAAGGGCUUGUUUUUAAAAGUUGCAUUGAGUUUUACGGUUGGGGAAUUGGGCAGGGGUAUUUUUGUGAAAAAGAUAUGGUUUUUGAAAUAACUCAAAGAAGGCUAGGGUUGAAUUAGAAUCGGUUUAAGUGGGGCUAAAGUAGGGCUAUUAUAAAGUUGAUGUGAGGCUGGGGCAACGCAUUGUUAAGUUAAGGUAGGGCUAGGGUAAGGCUAUCAUAAAACUAAGGCAGGGCUGAAGUAAGGCUGGGACAAAAGUUAAUCACAGUUGUGAUAAGUUUAUAGUACAGUCUCGAUAGGGAUAUGGUAGGGCUAAAGGAGAUGACAGUAUGGCUAGGGCGGGGCAAAAACGUGACUAGUCUAAGGUAAGGGGAACCGACGAGUACAUGUAAGGCAAGAGUACGGGUAAGCCAAGGGUAUGGGUAAUAUAAGGGUAUGGCCAAUGCAAGAGUAUAAGUAAGGCAAAGAUGUAGGUAAAGCAAAGGUAAGCCAUGGGUAGUGCAAGAAUACGGAUAAGGCAAUAGCAUUGAUAAAGCAAGGGUAUGGGUAAUGCAAGGGUACGGGUAACGCCAGGUUAUCGGUAAAGCAAGGGUAUGGGUGAGGCAAGUAUAUGAGUAAGGCAAGGGUAUACGUAAAGCGUACAGGCAUUAAAAUAAAAUAGAACCAAAUUAAAGCUAAAAUAAAGUAUAUAAGAAUAAAAUUAGGAAUGGGCAUAGGUAGGUGGGCCAGAAAAAAAGUUUAGAAUGAGGUAAACUAAAAUUUAAAGCGAACUUUACACGUGGCUUACUUUUUAGCUUUUGAAGAAUUUGAAAUGAUGCGCUUAAAAAUUUAAAAUCUUUUGUUUUUAAGAAAUUUUAAAGUUUUAAAAGAUCUUUGAAAUUUACACUUUUUGGUUUAAAGUUAAUGCUACUCCUUUAAAACAACUGGGAGUAGUCAAUUCCUUUCCUUUUUUGUCUUACAUGUAUUACCAUGGUUUAUAUUCUCUAUAAAUCAUAUAACUGAAGAUGUAUUACAAUGCUUUGCAUUGACAUAUUACAUAGGCAUUAGAUUUAUCUUAUACUUGGUUAUACUAAUAUAAUAUAUGUAAUAGUACGGCUAGAACUCAGCAUUUUCAAAUUUUUAUUUAUGCUUUCUAUAUGAAACGGGUAUUUUUAUACCCAUUUUUAAUAACUUUAAACGUCCGAGACAUAAGAGACUUUUGAAAUUCGAAGAGGCGAAACAUGAACAUAAGUCGUUGAACUUGUCCAAGUGGCAUGUUGUUCUACUUUUCAUGAGUUUUGAUAAAAAUAAGUUUUUAGGUUGGGACUAGAGCUGGGGAAAAGAAGUAGCGUUAGCUACAAUGAUAGGUAGGGUAGAUGAGAGUAGAACUGGGAUUAAGAUAAGGCCUACAAUAGGUCUGGGCUUGGAUAAAGCAGGGCUUAGGAAGGGUAGACCUUGGGUAGUGUAAGUCACGGGCAGGAUAUGGCGUCAAUAGAGUACGGAUUGGAUAAGAUACGACUUGGGUAGGGUAGGGUGUAGGGUAGGGUAGGGUAGGGUAGGGUAGGGUAGGGUAGGGUAGGGUAGGGUAGGGUAGCGUAGGGUAGGGUAGGGUAGGGUAGGGUAGGGUAGCGUAGGGUAGGGUAGGGUAGGGUAGGGUAGGGUAGGGUAGGGUAGGGUAGGGUAGGGUAGAGUAGGGUAGGGUAGGGUAGGGUAGGGUAGGGCAGGGCAAUGUAGAGUAGAGUAGGGUAGGGUAGGGUAGGGUAGGGUAGGGUAGGGUAGAGUAGGGUAGGGUAGGGUAGGGUAGGGUAGGGUAGGGUAGGGUAGGGUAGGGUAGGGUAGGGUAGGGGUAGGGUAGGGUAGGGUAGGGUAGGGUAGGGUAGGGUAGGGUAGGGUAGGGUAGGGUAGGGUAGGGUAGGGUAGGGUAGGGUAGGGUAGGGUAGGGUAGGGUAGGGUAGGGUAGGGUAGGGUAGGGUAGGGUAGGGUAGGGUAGGGUAGGGUAGGGUAGGGUAGGGUAGGGUAGGGUAGGGUAGAGUAGGGUAGGGUAGGGUAAGGUUACUGCAAUGCAAGAGAAGGAUCAUAUAACUACUGUCUUAAAUUUUUUAAAUUUUAAAAUAUUAAAUUUUUUAGAAUUAAAUUUUUUUUAAUUUCAGAAAAAUGGUAGACCGUCUUGAAAAGAUGAGAACUCGUGCUAGCGGAAACGGUGUGACCCAAUGUUUGAUCUGUCAAACAGAAUUUGGUUUGUUGGCUUCGAAAAGCUAUGCUGCUAUGUGUUCGGAUUGUCGAAAGGUAGGUCAUGUCACAUUGUACUUUUAGUACUGUUUGAAAAAUUGUACGAUUAGUACUAUUUGGAAAGUGGUACUGAUGAUACUUAAAAGUAGUACAAUUAGUACUAACUGCUAUCCUGGUUACGGUAAAUAAAGUUGUAUCAUUAGUUGUUGUACUGGUCUAGUACUGUAAAGUCAUUAAACUUGAUACUAUUUUAGUACGAUACUACGAAUAAUACUCAUUUUCAGUACGUGUGCCAAAAGAACUGCGGAGUAGAGACGGUGGAUCAAAAACGCGGAGAGCCCAUCUUCCUGUGCAAACUGUGCAGCGAGUACCGUGAGGUUGUAAGUUGCUUCCUGCUUAACUUUUCGACCUUUGCUAAUUACCAGUCCUGUCCUUAUCAGUUGGCAUGCAGCACUAACAAAAAAAAUUGUUGAUUUUUGAAAAUAAGCUUAAAAUUACUUGUUUAAAUUCAGUUUCUCGAAAAAAAAUGUUUUAUUUUUUGAAGAAAUAUCACAAAUUUUAUAGAUUAGAACAAAAUGUCAAAACAGCUAUCAGUUUUUCAUUUUUUUUGCUGAAACAUGAUUUAAAACUGACAAAAAUGAAUUCACGGCAAGUUUCAACGCUUGUUGAUUAAUAUAAGCGAAAUGUCACAAAUUUUAUUGAUUGAACCUAAAUGUCACAAAUUUCUCAACUUUUAAAGAAUAGCUUAUCUCGGCCUAAAGCAACUUAUAAGCGGCUUUUUUUUAAUUAAAAAUUAAACUAAAACAUUUUAUUGGAAAUAAGCACGUAAUGUCACAAAAUUAUAGAUUUUUGGUUUUUGCCUUUAAAUUAGCAACAAGUUUUUUUUACUUGUUAUUACUUAUUUUGACUAGCCUUAUAAGGCUCUAUAAACCAGCUGUAAAUUAGUUUCAUUGUCCAAAGUUUUGCAUUUCAUCCACCUCUUUUGUCUAUCGUCGCCAUGUUGCACAUUCACUAUGUUAAUAUACUUGUUAAGCCUUUUUUUAAUAGUUCAAAAUAAUUUUUUUACGUUACAGUAUUAGUAAACCUAAAAGAGAGAAGAGUUUUAUUUUCUGUUCCUAAGCCUAAUCUUUAGAUGUGGAAAAAGUCUGGCGCCUGGUUCUACAAAGAGGUACCGACUUAUGUCAAACCUUGUGAUUCCCCAGCCUCGACAAGUGCCUAUCCCCCUGCCAAUGGCUUCAGACACUCACCCAACGUGCCAUCUGCAGCCUCACCUAACAAUGGAUGGCCUUCUGGAUACAAUCCUUCGCCGAGGGCUUCUCAUGGCAGUGUAGUGUCACCACCGGCCGAACAAAACGGUGCCAUACCCGGAGCUCAUAAUCCGCCUAGGCAAAGGCAGCUGCCUAUUCCACCGGAUCAGCAACAACGGUAAGGUUUAAAAAUGUAAAAUAUUCCACCAUUUUUUAUUUUUUUUUUGCUUUGACGAAAUGUCAAAAUUUUUUAUUGAUUUUGACGAAGUGUCACAAAUUUAUUGGAAAAAUCAAAAAUUUUAAUAACGUGCUGCUUUGAUAUAGUCUUUAUAUACUUUACAAAGCUUCUUUAUAUUUUAGACAUAAUGUUACAAAUUUUUAUUGAUUUAGAAGAAAUGUCACAAAAUUAUUAAUUUUUGAAUUUUUUGAAAUUGUUAGGAUAACAGUAGUAAAAAAUUUGUUUUUUUAAACAUUUUAGCUCUAAAUCUAAAAACUUUUUCAAGUUUAGACGAAAUGUCACAAAUUUUAUUGAUUAUGACGAAACGCCACAAAAUUAUUGAUUUUUGCUUUUUGUUUAAAUACUGUAUUUUAUUGUAUGAAAACGUAAUUCAAACAUUUUUAUUGCGCAUUUGGAGCCAAAUCAUCAUUUAUAUUAUCGUAUUUUAAAAGCCAAUUUUCAGCCUGAAAACCACGCCCCGCCCUCGAAUCACCCCUUCGUGGGUGCACGAAAAGGUCCAAUCCUCAAUGUCGAUUGGCUCGGAAGACGAGGAAUCCUCAUCGUCGUCGAUUGACGCGCCCGACUUCAAAACCCUAUCAAACCAAGUGCCAAUUCAAGCCCAACCCUUGCCGCCGUCGCGUCGGCAUCAUUAUCGACAACGCGACUUUCGUCAUGCUCAAUCUCCAUCCCAACAACCGACCACAACCAGCUCGUCAUGUGCUUCUUCAUCUACUGCUCCAAGACAUAUUCAGCGGUUUGCUGUUAGUAACCGGAACCCUAUCACUGAUACAGGUACUAGUUCGGACGAAAAACUCGUUUAGUGGUCGUGGUGGUUGGUUUUUGGUGUGAUGAGAAGAAAAGUAUUAAAAAUGAUGAUUUUUUAGUUGAUUUUCAUUAAAAAAUAUGAUUUAUUUCAUAAUUUUAAAAAAGUUUUGUGUUUUUCGCAUUGAUUGUGGUUAUGUAACAAAACUGGCAAUUUCAAGUAUUGAAAAAGAAUAUUUUUACAAAUAAAUGAUGUUUUUUAUUUAUAAUUUAAAAUUUUUGUUUGGUUACUAACGUUUUUGCUUGGUUGUUUUUGUUUUACUCAUGAUUAUAUUGUUGAUCAAAACUAUGAGAACAACAUUAAAUACUGUGAAACUCCUGUAUAACGAAUCGCACAAGGAUUCAAACUUUUGUUAUUAUAAUAGAAACUACACUAAUUGACUCUACCUAAGAAAAAAAUAUCUUGUGUAAAACAAAUACCACUUUUUCAAAAAACCCUUACAGUAAUGGCUUUACUUAAAAAUUCUGCCUUAUAAAACCUCCCUCUUUUAAAUGCCUUGUGUAGUGUUAGCCGGGGAUCAAAAGUUGUUUGUUAUACGCGGUUUAUUUUAUACAGGAAGUCCACGGUAGUGUUUUUUGUAUUUUACGACUUUUUUUAUGACAGUCUAAAAUUAAGAUUAAAAAAAUAACUAUUUUUUGGUUACGCCGCAAGACGCACGUUUAGUAGUACUUUUGUAACGGCAUAUCUUAUUCUAAUAUUACGGAAGCUUACAGUUAUUAUUGCGAUAUUUACUGAUGUUCGUAAAAAUUUUAUUUGUAUAUUUACCUUUAGUUCUUUCAUUUCUUUUUCUGUUGAUUUUUGUGAAUAUAGUAUGUUUUAUUGUUGUUUCUUUUCUUUUUCUAUGACAAUUACAUACUCUUUGAACAAUGCGUUUUGUCACGACUGUUUUUGGUCAAGACAGAAGUACACGAUUAGAAACAAAUUUUUGGUACAGGUCUAGUGUAUCUAGUCGCUUUAUAUAAAAAUAUUUAUUUUAAACAGGGACGUCGCUAAGGAGAAGGAAGGAAAGCAAAUGGGAGUGGCUUCACCUCUGCCACAUUUUAAAACUGGUAAAGCAAAAAAAAAUUUUUUUGGUUUUUAUUUCUCCAAAAAAAGCAGAAGGGACGUCCCAAGUUGUAAUCUAUCUGUACUAAUUUUUAGUGUUGUCUAUGGUAGUUUAUAUUAUAAUAAUAAGUGUGUUUUGUUCUUAUUUUGUUAUGAUGUUGUGAAUAAAGAAGUUAAUGUAAAACUGUUGAAUUAUUCAUGUUGUGAUGUGUUCUAUUAUUUAUUUUUGUUUUUAACUUUUAGCCUUAAAUCCAAAAAUAUUUAUCAUAAUAUCUAAAGCCUGAUUCUGUAACUCAAACCGCAAAAAAUUUAAAUUUUAAAAAAUUUUUGAUUAUAUUUUUCACGGCAUUUAAAAAUAAACUAACCAUAACUUAAAAAUUUAAAUGUCUGUCUCUCAAUCUAUCCCAUAAACUUUAACAAUUAUUUUUAAAAUUGAAAAACUCCUAAUCUUUUUGAUGUUACUAACAACACAGUUCGGAAUUUCUCGGAUAAUCAAUUUACCCCACCCAUUUUUAGCCAAAACAACAUUGUUGCAAAAAAUGAAGACGUUUUCCAUUACGGACGAGGAAAGCGAGAGUAGUACGACGACGCGUGUUACGGCGAAUGAUAAGCACGAUGAAGACGCAUUAUCACAUUCCUCCACGUCGCAUUCGUAGCAAAAUUGUUAGUAUCGUACUGGGUGAGGGUUCGGCGGUUUUUGAAAAUUUAAAUUUAAAAAAUUUUUUUAAAGUUGCUUUGAACGAUCAAAACGCAUAAAAAAUCACUGUUAAGUAUGAUAACAUACUGCUUUUAGUCUAUUAAGAUAGUUUUUGUUGAAAGAAAAAAUCCAAUAAUUUUGUGACAUUUCGUCACAUAUUUUAAAAAUUGUGUUAUUUUGCAUAAAAAAAGGUAAAAACACAAAAUAAAACAAAAGGUUGAAAUUAUGAAAUAGUACGAUACUAUCAACUUUGCAGAAAACCCCCUCUUCAUCGUACUAUAGCAGCAUCUUCGUUGAUCGUACAGGAAAAGGUGCUGACCGAGUGUAAUCCCGUUUUUCCAUUUAUAGUUCGAAAUAACAAAUUGUCAAACCCUCAUUUUUCUCCAGCUAUUUGUAAACCUGUUUGGCGUUGUUCGUAUUUGGGUGUUGUGCUUUCGCUUAUUGGAUAGAGGGUAGGGUUACGGUGUAUUUUCUCAUAGAAGCUGAUUUUGGAAAAGUGCAUGUUUUUGGUAUAAAAGACUGUGGGAACACUUAGCAAUGCCAUAUUAACUUAUCUUUUUAAAUUAUUUUGAUGUAUAUAAAAGUUUUAGUGGUAACAAUCUUUUUGAAAAACAGUUGAAAAGUGGUCAAUUUUUUGCCAUUUUUUACCGUACUAUGGCACUGAAACGCGAUUUCUCCUCAAACCAAGUUGUACAAAACAAUUUGCACACUCUGUUUAAUCAUAUAAACACCAAUUUACACCAUACCCACCCCUCUUCGCAUUUAAUUUCAAUUCCUAAGUUUCUCGAGUGCUCCACAAAUAACCUAACAUAACACGCGUGCUAAAAGAACAUUGAGUUAAACUAACAUUUUGAAAAAGUUUUUAAUGCAUGUUAACAAAGCUGCAUUUUCGUUUGUCUAAGCCACUAAUUUUUUCAGAAGAAAGUGAAAACGAUGAAUCCAGAAGAACCACACCGUCGACUUCGCCACGACAUUCGUUGGCUACGCCGAGUAGCUUUGGUGGAGACGAUUUGUCGCAAAAUCACAUCACAUUGACUACGAAUGAGACUUCCGAUGCCAAGAGUAUUGAUUCUGGAGGUGAGUGUUAUAUAUUUUGUCGUUUUUAUUUUAAAAUUGCGUAGCGGCGCAGCGACCUAUGACAAUAUGUCAUUUCAAAAUGGCAUAGAAUAGCGUCAACAGUUUGAAAUUGCGUAGGAAACUCCAAAAUAGCUUUUUACUUGUUUUAGUCAUUCAUUAUUAUUAAAUAUUUCAAAAAACCAAUUUUAUAAAAUCAAUAUAUUUUGUGGCAUUUCGUCUUUCGGUCUUUUUAUUGUUUUUUUUUAAUUUAAAAGUCAAUUAUUUUUAAAAUUGAGAGUUUGGGUAGGCCCUUUAAGCAAAAAAAUAGUUAAUUUAGUUAUUUUGACGUUUUACAAAAAAGCAAUAAUUUUUUUGACAUUUCAAACUCCAUUUUAAAAGCUCAAACUUGGUCUCAAAACUUAAGAAGGCUAAAAUAGCAUGUUAGCUAGCUUAGUAUCACCUCCUACGCACUAAAAAUAUUUUUGUUGAUGUAAGCUUAAAAUAAGAUGUACGUCAAGAUAGGUAAACAUAGCAACAUAAACAUCCGUUGAUGUUGAGAAUCCAUUUCGAAUCCUAAAACAAGUUGAAAAGGCUUUUGACCUCACAAAAACACAAACUUGACUUAUGGUUUACAAUUGAAAAAUGGUUGAGCACGAGUUUUUUGGCAAUGUUUGCUGAAACCUUAGAAUAUUGGCUUUUAAAGUGUUUUUUGAAUACAUUUAAAAAGUUUGUAAAAGCUUUAAAAGUCGAGAUUUUUGGUCGGAAUAAACAUAUUGAAAGACGAAUUUUUUUCAAGACCUAGAUUUUGUUUGAAGUCAUUUUUGAACAACUAAAAGGUUCAGAAGCGUUCGGCUUUUGGUGAAAUUGACGAGUUAUUGUGAGGUUGAACCUUUUGAAAAGUAAGUGUAAACUUUUUUAAAACUGAAUAAGGGUAGUAUAGGAAUAGAACUGAGAGUAUGGUUAAGACUAGCGUCAAAGAUACGAAUAGGGUUAAGGCUAAGGCUAGAGCUCAGGCUCAGUCUCAAACUGGCGCUCAGGCUCAGUCUCAAGCUUAAGCUCAGGCUCAGGUUCAAGCCAAGACCAAGACUAAGCCCAAGGCUCAUGCUCAGGCCAAGGCUGAGGCUAAAGCUAAGGCAAAUGUUAAGGCUCAGGCUCAAACUCAGGCUUACGUUCAAACUCAGGCUCAGCCUCAGACGCAGUCUCAGUCUCAAUAUUAGGCUCAAACACAGAUUUAGGCUUAGGCUCGGACUUAUGCUAAGACUAGUGCUAACAAUUGUAAGAUAAAGCCAAGGUCUCUGCUAAAGCUAGGGCUAAGGUUAGCUUGACACUAGAUUAGGCGUAGGAGAAACCCAAUAGUUUUGUGGCAUUUCGUGCCAGUAAACCUUGAAAGUUGCUAAGUCUAAUUUUUUAAGUCAGUUGAAGUUAAAAAAUUUUCUGCUUUUUCAAAUGUUUAAAAAAAAUUUUUUUGCAAAUAAGCUGAACGUGAUUUUCACUAUAAGAUUUAAAAAAAAUUAUUUGCAUUUUUUGAUUUUUUUAUAAGUAAAAAUUAUCAUAAAAAUGAUAAAAAAGCCGCAAAAUUUGUGUAAAAAAGUUGAGUGCGGCUUGGCUUGCAGUCGUUCAAAGCGACCACUCAAUGCAUCAAAUUCGUCAAGUCAUUCCGGCUGCAGGCGCUCCAGCCCCGCAACAGCUCCAACCCUUCAACGUGACGCCGACGCCGAUGCACAAUAGUUCUUCAUCGUCGUCGUCGCCGCCUCCACCAAAUAUGAUGGCCGGGCUUCAGAAUCUGGAUGCUAGGACACACGGUCAUCCUGGCUUGGAAAUGAGGGCUACUGGAAACCAGAAUCCAGUAGACGUAAGAUCGUUGAGCCUUAAGGACAAACAUCAACAUGGCAAUCAUACUGAUCGUGGACAGUACGGUAGAGCACAACCUGAUCCUACUAGCCAGUAUGGAAGGCCAGCUGACCCUACUGGCCAGUACGGUAGCCUACAGUCUUCCACUCAAAAUUUUGGAAGUUCUGGCACGGUAGGUCAGAAUCAUGGACCGCAUUACGCUAAUGAUGCUGCUGGACAGCACCGAAAGUUCUCUGAAUCCGCUAGACAAACCCGUGAAUUCAGUCAGUACCGUGACGCUACAGGAGCUCCCGUUCAUCGUGAUAGUACGUCGGCUUCUGGACAGUACCGUGAUCAAACACACUCACCGUACCGUGAAUCUUCAACUAAUUCACCGUACCGCGAAGGCCAGAAGAUGAGUCAGAACGAUGUUAAUCAGCCUCAGUUUGGUCAUCCACAAGUAGCAAGUCAAUACUCAAGUCAGUACCAUGGUCAACAAAAUGGUCCUACUACAUCACCAAGGAAUUCAAAUACAGUACCAAGCCUUUUCCAACCCAUACCACCACCCUUACCUCCAAGACAUGGGCAGAGCGUGGGCAAUGUUGAUCGACACAGCCAAGGUGCUACAGUAAACCCUAUGAAUGCUACAGUAGCCUCUCAAAACUCAGCUACAGUAACCCCGCUAAAUGCUACAGUAAACCCAUCAGGAGCGAACAUAGAUCGUCGCCCAUCAAGUGGUUCAUCUUCAACCAACAACUCAGCUUUCAAUAAGCGACAGUUCCAAUCCAACCCCAACAGUUCACGUGAAAGCUUGAAUAUCGCCCCAGGCCAAAGUCAAUUGUCCUUGAAUUCGAAGCCACGACCACCAAGUGUCCACUCGACUGACCGCAAAAGCUCGAUUACCGUCGGAAGCCGCGAAAGCUUGAGUUUGGCACCGAAUGAGACGGUGGGUUUUUAAAGUUUAAUAUUUUUAAAAUUUUUGAUUGAAAAAUUUUAUAUUUAAAAGUUUUUUGAAUUAAAAAUGAAUUUUCUAUCAAAUUUUUUAAUUUUUAAUAAUUAGGUUUAUGUAAAAUGGCAGAAUUUAAAAAACCAAUAAAUUUUGUGACACUUCGUCAUUUUUGAAAUUGUUAUCUCUUUUUUGUAAAUAAAAAAAACAUUUUUCUUUAUUUUAUGUCAAUAGCAAUAAAAAUUUGAUAUAUUUUCUGAAAAUCAAUAUAUUUUGUGACAUUUUGUUUCAAACAAUAAUUUUUGUGACAUUUCGUCAUUUUUGACGUUUUGAUUGCUUUUUGUAAAUAAAAAGGGAUUUUUUCUAAUUUUUUAACAGUAUCCAUAAAAAAUGUUUAGUUUUCAAAAAUCCAAUAUUUUUUGUGACAUUUCGUCAAAAUCAAUAUUUUUUGUGGCUUUUUGUCAAGCUUUAUUUUAACUUUAAAAUUAACGUUUUUAAGCUUUUUAAAACUCAUUUUUUGUACAAAAUAGUAAAAGUUUUUAAAAAUUUACACGUUUUCGCAUUUCUGUCCAAAAAGUUUUGUCAUUUUUCUUCCAAAAAGGAAUGUCAUUUCGAAACAAAAGUUUCUAUGACAUUCCGAAACCAACACCAUUUCCGACAUUGUUCUUGACGUCUGUGAAUAAUAAAUGAUUUCAGGAUCGACCCAUUGGGGAAUCGCCUACAUUCAUGAGCUCACCGGAAGAGGAUUCAAGUAGGUUUGGGAAGGAAUGUCAUAAAGGUUGGGAGUGUUUGCUUCUCCUACUGUUUUUGGAAUGCUUGGGGUGGAGAGAGUACUGUAAAAUGGUCAAGUGUAAUUUUUAUUGUUUGUUAGGGGAGGGUAGGGCAAUAUUUGGGUAGGGGUAGAGUAACAAGGGGUGAGAUCAGACUAAAGUAAAGAUAGGGACUGACAAGGGGGUCAGGCUAGAAAAUUUUGUUUGAAUAACGUUGACCCGGACUAAGGCUAGGAGUAGGACAAGGGUUAGAACUAGGAGAAGGGCUAACUAUGAGAAGGAAUAGGACAAAGGCUAGGGCCAGAAUUAGGACAAGGGCUAGGACUAGGGCACUGGGCUAGGACUCUGAGCUAGAGCUCUGGGCUAGGGCUCUGGGCUAGGGCUCUGUGCUAGAGCUCUUGGGCUAGCUCUCGGGCUACGGCUCUGGGCUAGGUUUCUGGGCUAAGGCUCUGGGCUAGGGCUCUGGGCCAGGGCUCUCAGCUAGGACUAGGGCUAGUGUACAGUACUCUUUUGCCCUUUUAUAAUGCUUUUGUGGCUUACCGCGUGUUUGAAUGUACAGGUUGAAGUGCUUUUCCCCUAUUGUGCCAAUUAUUAACCUGUGUUCCCUGAAAACCUUAACUAAUAACAAGUGUCUGAGUCACAGUCCAGCUAACAGUUUUUGCACUCACGGAAUUUAGGCUUGUUUUUGAUGUUUUAAAAUUGAAAUUUUUUAAAAUUUUUUGGAAAAUUUGUUACUUAAAGUUAUAUAAAAAAAUUUUUUUUGUAAAUAUUAUGCAAAUUUUGAACUUUUUUGCGAUUUUUUGAUAACAAUUGUACCCAACGACCCGUAUUUUACCUAAAACUCUUUGAAGAAAUUGAGGAAGACCUUCAAAUUUCGAUCAACGGUGAACUGGAUCCCAACUUCCUGACCAUGCCUCGUAGUCGGUCCAAGUCCGACCGCCCUACCCGCACUCAACGCUUAAUCUCAGCUCUUAUUCGUCCUCAAACAACCUGUAGUAACUAUCGACCAAGAUGUACCAAACAAGCAUCGUUGCAACGAGAUUCUCGAGAUCACAACAACUCGACGUCGUCGCUGAACAUGAUGAUUAGUAGUACUGAUAGCCCGAGAUUCGCUGAUAAAAUUGAUUAUGAUAACAAUUCUUAUAUGGAGAAUAGUACUAGAAGUACUAAGAGUACCAAGAGCUCCAGAAACGACAAGAUUUUGGCUGAAAAACACGAAAAAACGUCGAAAAAUGAGAGAAACAACCCCGAAAAGCAAGAAAAAUCCGCCAAAAAUGAUCAACCCAGAUUCGACCGGCCAUCCAAAAGUGCCUCGAGGCUAUCAGUGAACAUGGAUGACUUUUCCGAACACGAUGACAUGUCAUUGUCACGUACUCCAUCUCCAAGACGACCAACUUCAGCCGGCUCCUUGCUAGCCACCAUUAACGAGGCUGACAAAUCAAUAUUGGAGUUGGAUAAUGAAUACGAAAACGAUGCCUUGAGGGAUCUGAAGUCACCGUCACCUGUUCGAAAUUUGCUUCAAAAUGAACCGCCAGGUGUGAUCAUGCUAACAUAUUAGGGCGUCCAAAUAAUUCUGUGUUCCUAAUAAUUAUGUACUUCUUAAAAGAAGUUUGUUUUGAGAUGGGGCUCAGAAUUACUUGAACAACUUAAUAGCACUAAAGUUUGGUUGAAAGUUAGAGGAGAUUGCACGGUGCAAAAAUAAAAAAAAUUUUAAAAUUUUAAAAAAUUAAAAUUUAAAACUUUUUUGUAAAUUUUAAUUUUUCGACUACCAAAAAUUUUUAAAAUACAGUACCGUGCAAGUCUUUCAAGAACUUUUGACCUAACUUUUCUGGGUUUUUGAUCUAUCUACACUGACUAACACACGCUUUCCUAUGAUUAACAUACUGCACUACCUAUACAAAGACAAGUAUAACUUUUGGAAAAAAGUUUUUACCGUACUAUAACUACAUUAAAUGGUAUGGUAAAGCUUAAAUUCAAAGUUGUUUAGCUAUUUUUUGGCUUUGAAAGCUUUAAAAUGAAGUUUUGUUAUGUUACAGUAAGACUUGUUGCUUACUAUUGAGUCAGAAAUAGUAAACUUACUUAUUAGUACUAAUGAGUAUGGAACGUUACAGUAACUUUCAUUAAUUUAAACUAACUUUUUUACAGUAUCACUUUUCUCACAAAUUAACCUAUCAUAGAUACAGUAUUCUUUCCCUACAGUAACAUAUACUUCAAUAAUUUUUGUGUUACAGUACCCUCAUUUCCUACUGUAACCCUUUAACCAAAUUUCCCGCUAUCGUUGAGUUUGUUUUGUUAUGUGCACGCUAAGCGCAGUAUGUGUAAACUAUAGUACAACUUUAUAGUACGCAUAUAGUACUAAGUGGGUGAUGCUUGCUGUCCUUUUGUUUCAUUUUCUUUUCAAUUUUUUUGUUUUUUAAAAAUCAUAACUUAAAAAUAUUUUUGAAAUAAUAAUGAUUUUUAGGUACUCUUGGAUCAAUUCAGUUCAAUUUGACUUAUCUGUCAGAGGAAAAGCAGUUGAUUAUUCACCUGAUUAGGGCUAAGGUAAGAUAUCACAAUAUACAGUUAAGCUUAUUUUUAGCUACCCUACCCUACCCUACCCUAUUCUACCCUACCCUACCCUACCCUACCCUAUUCUACCCUACCCUACCCUACACUACCCUACCCUACCCUACCCUACCCUACCCUACCCUACCCUACCCUACCCUACCCUACCCUACCCUACCCUACCCUACCCUACCCUACCCUACCCUACCCUACUCUACCCUACCCUACCUUACCCUACCCUACCCUUCCCAAGACGUACUGUACUCAAGCCCAACCCUAGUCAUCACUUUUCGAAUUGAAUUCUCCACUUUUUUCAGAAUCUAAAAGCGAUGGACAAGAACGGCUUCUCCGACCCCUACGUCAAGUUCCAUCUAAUACCAGGAAAUGUCAAAGCGACAAAACUGACUUCAAAGACAAUUGAGAAGACCUUGAAUCCAGAAUGGAACGAGGAGAUGAUCUACUAUGGCAUAACUGAAGACGAGCGAUUGAAGAAGACAUUGAGAGUUACCGUGCUUGACCGUGACCGAAUUGGGAGUGACUUUUUGGGUGAAACUAGGGUGGCAUUGAAGAAGCUGCCUUUAGGACAGACUAAGAAGUUCAAUUUGUAUCUGGAACAUGCUAUGCCUACACCGGUAAGGUUUCUGAAGCUUGAAUGAUUAUUACGUUGUUCAAAUGGUUCUGUGCCUUGUCUCAAAGCAAAUUUACAAACUUAGAAGCACAGAAUUAUUUGAACAAUCCAAUAUGAUAUUUUUCGGUCUUUGGUGACGUUUUAUGGCAUUUUUUGAGAUUUGAUGACAUUUUAUGAUAUUUUUUGAAAUUUGAUAUUUUAUAACAAAUUUGUCAAUUUAAUCACAUUUUAGUUUAAAGAUGACCUUUAAUUAAGCUAUGACCUAAAAAUACCUAAAAUGGCUAGAUAAUACUUAAAAGUUUCUAAUACAACAUUUUCAGGCAGAACAAGUUGAAAACGCAGAAAGAGGCAAGAUCCUGAUGUCAGUAUGCUACAACAUCCAACAAGCAUGCCUGUUCAUUCACGUUAAACGCUGUGCUGAACUCAUGGGCAUGGAUUCUAGCGGGUUCUCGGAUCCGUAUUGUAAAGUGUGAGUAUCUACUUGUAAAAAAACUUUUUUUGCUGCGUAUUUGACAUUGUCAAAAAAAAAGCUUUUUUUGAUCUUUUUUAGCAGUUUUAAAAACAAUAAAAAUCAUUAAAUCAACAUGAUUUUUAGUUCUUUAACGCCACUCAGCUCAAAACAACAUCGUUACAAGACGGCAAUCAAGAAACGGACAUUAAAUCCCGAGUUUAAUGAGGUAAUUUGCACAUUCCUUGACUUAUAUUAUCUCAACAUGUCGAGCUAAAGCCUUGCCUUGCCUUGCCUUGCCUUGCCUUGCCUUGCCUUGCCUUGCCUUGCCUUGCCUUGCCUUGCCUUGCCUUGCCUUCCUUUCUCCCAAUCCUGUUGCCUCUAUUCAACCACACUUUACUUCCCAAUGCCUCACUUUAUCCCACUCUAUCUUAGCCUACUUUACUCUACGUUACUCCAUCUUGCUUUACUUUACUCCCACCUUACCCUACCUACUCUACUUCAUCUAACCUUAUUCUAUGUUACCCCGCCCUACUUGGCCUCACUUUACCCUAUUCAAAAUAGAAUAGGCUAUUCUACUACCCUGUUCUCUACUCCGCCCAAACUUACGUUAUUUUGAUUUACCUUACUCUAGUCUAGCCUUACCUUAGUCAUCUAUAAAAUCAUUUUUUCUAGGUGAUUCAAUUCAUCGUACCCUUCAAAGACCUACCCAAGAAAACGUUGGAAAUUGGAGUUUAUGAUCAUGACGUCGGACGACAUGACGAUUAUAUUGGUAAGCCAUUUUUCUAUAUAUAGUCAAAGUUAAAAAAAAACUUUUUUCAAGCUACAGUAUUACUUACUAAAAUUUUUUUUCAAAUUUUUAAAAAAAAAUUUUUUAAAAAAUUUUAAAUUUUUAAAAUUUUAGGCGGAAUAGUACUAUCAACCGCGGCAAAAGGCGACCGCGGCAAGCAAUGGACCCAGUGCAUUGAGAAUCCGGGCAAAACUUUUGAAUAUUGGCACAAAUUAGAAACGGAUUAA
Bursaphelenchus okinawaensis is the source of this 18210-nucleotide messenger RNA. The record is from the annotation of a GenBank genome assembly. Lineage: Eukaryota; Metazoa; Nematoda; Chromadorea; Rhabditida; Aphelenchoididae.